AUUUGAAAUCCGCUGUUCAUGGAGUGAAGCCUGUGAAAUAAUCUCUUCCACUUUUCCAUCAAUUUAUUCCAUAUUUUGUAUGAAAUUUAAGAACCAGAAACCAUGAGCAGUGCAAGAAAAGACGAAGUUGAAAUUCCCGACAUUGUGGAGGAUCCAUCAACUGGGAAUCGUUAUAUGAAAGGAAGAUAUCUUGGAAAGGGAGGAUUUGCAAAAUGUUACGAACUAACGGACAUGGUGACGAAGACAAUUUACGCUGGGAAGGUGGUUCCCAAAUCACUACUGGUCAAACAGCAUCAAAAAGACAAAAUGGCACAGGAGAUCAAUAUUCACCGUAGUUUAAACCAUAAACAUGUUGUCCAGUUUCAAAAAUUCUUCGAGGAUUCAGCUAAUGUUUAUAUUUUACUAGAGCUGUGUCGUAGAAGGACAUUAAUGGAAUUACAGAAGAGAAGAAAAUCGAUCACAGAACCCGAGACACGAUAUUUUUUACGUCAAACUAUCGAAGCGUGUCAAUAUUUACAUAAUAUCAACGUCAUUCAUCGUGAUCUCAAACUAGGUAACCUGUUUUUAAACGACGAUCUAGAAGUUAAGAUUGGUGAUUUUGGUCUGGCUACAAGAUUGGAAUAUGAUGGGGAGAGAAAAAGAACAUUAUGUGGUACACCAAACUAUAUUGCUCCCGAGGUUCUAGGGAAAGUUGGACAUAGUUUUGAAGUUGAUAUAUGGUCUCUAGGUUGUAUCGUAUAUACUUUAUUAGUUGGACGUCCACCAUUUGAGACAUCCUGUUUAAAAGACACUUACUUACGAAUCAAACACAACCGGUAUCAUGUACCGUCUAAACUCAGCACUCCUGCUAGAAAUCUCAUCAAUAAAAUGUUGAAGGGAAAUCCUACUGAACGUCCAAAUAUCAACCAACUUUUAGACGAAGAAUUCUUCACUUCUGGUUAUUUACCCUCUCGUCUACCAACUAGUUGUUUAACCAUGGCUCCUAGAUUUGAUACUAUAGCUAAAUCAGAGACUUUAUUACGUAAACCAUUAUCAGACAUCAACAGUGGAGAUGAAGAACCAUUAGACUAUUGGCUAUCAGAUUUAUAUAAUCAACUCUCUACAGCUAUAGCCUCUAGACCUGGAGAGCGUCUUAAUGUGGUGGAAGAUGCUGCAGAAGACCCCGCCUCUAUGCCUAUUUACUGGGUAUCUAAAUGGGUGGAUUAUUCUGAUAAAUAUGGUUUAGGCUAUCAACUUUGUGAUAACAGUGUUGGCGUUCUGUUCAACGAUUCUUCUAGACUUAUAUUAUUAGCUAACGGAGAAAAUGUACAUUAUAUAGAACGAGAUGGUAGAGAACAUUAUCACACUCUGAAAGUUUUCCCUGAAGAUUUGACAAAGAAAGUGACAUUAUUAAAAUAUUUCCGUAAUUACAUGAAUGAACAUCUUCUCAAGGCUGGUGCUAACAUGGUACCAAGAGAAUCAGAUGAGAUGGUCAGAUUACCGUAUCUACGUACGUGGACCAGGACUAGAAGUGCUAUAGUUCUACAUCUCAGUAACGGUACCUUACAGAUCAAUUUCUUCCAAGAUCAUACAAAGGUGAUCCUCUGUCCUCUGAUGCAGGCUGUGACGUAUAUAGAUGAAAAACGAGACUUCAGAUGUUUUAGAUAUAACCUCAUAGAGAAGUUCGGAUGUUCGAAGGAAAUUUGUAGUCGACUGCGUUAUGCUAGAUCAAUGGUGGAAAGACUCAUGACGAUCAAGUCUUCAGGACGCGUUUCAGGCAAAAUUAAAUCUACUUCAUAGACAACUACUUGAAGAACAAAGUGCUAUAGACUUACAGUGUUCAAAUUGCGAUCUCCAUAUCAAAUUCACAGGCAUUAUCGACUGCCCACUGUCGUGUGUUACUAGAUGUACAUACAUACGUUAGGGGAGAGAACUCAUCAUUUAUUGUUACGGCAGUGAAUAUAUCGUAAAUCAAAAUGGUGAUAUAUUGGCAGUUUUUGAAGAAUUUCAAAUUUUUAUUCAGAAUCAAAUAAGAUCAAAUUUGAAUUUUUAUUCUAAUUUAAAAAAAACGAAAAAAAAAACUUGCAAUUUGCUCACGACACACGAUUGAAACAAAGAAUAAUGUUUGUUUAUCAAAUAUUUCCAUCAAUUUUGAUCCUCUUUCAGGACAUAAGGAGAAAUCAUUUAAGGGAAUAAAAUUUUUGAAAGACAAAAAAAAAUGCAAAAUUUUAUCAAUUUGUUACGAGAGCAUUAUUAAAUAUAUUUAAGUGGGAGACUAGCUUUUAAGUUGCAUUCUGACUGUAGUUAAAGAGGCCAUUCCAAGUCUGAUUUUGUGUAUCUCUAGCCUUAGUUUGUUUGUUGCAAAAGAUUUUGGGUCUAUAGGAAAGUAUUUGGUUAUAGUGUUUGAAAACCAUCAAAACUAAUCUUAUUGGGUCAAAUAUAAGUUGUAUUUCACCAUUGGGUAUCUAAAAACAUAGCCUAUAGGCAUGGCAUGGCAUUAUCUUGUGACAUUAUUCGAAGGUAACUUAAAAGAAGUGAAAUCUAUUUUUUUUGUUCCACGUGAUCUAAUCAAGAGAUAAAGGCGUUGUGUUGAAGAGCAUGGGCAUGUGUUAUGAUUUCUUAUUGAAAGUAUGCUAGAUCAUUAUUUUAGCUGUAGAUUAAGCUAAUGCUGAUCUAUUGACAAAUAUUGAGUCGUUCUAAAGUUUGAAAAACAAGACAUAAAACUCCUAUUUACUUUUAUUUUGAGGGUUUGACGGCACCCAAGAUUCACAACAUUCCUGUUAAUAAUAAAAUUGUUCAUGCAAGUUGUAUACACUUGACUAGGGAAUUGAUUAUGCGGAGGAUGCAUAAUAAUAAUCCUUCAUUGAUGCUUGCUUGAUGACAGCGCCACAUCCUGGUUUUCCAAGCUCCAUCUAACGUUAUUAUCGAUCUCUGUCUUAGAUUUUCUUAGUAUCAAUAAAAAGUAAUGGGCAAUUUGCAUCUUUCAAUCAGAAACCAUACCAAGUUAUAUUUCAGAUAAAAUGUGCAUUUAAAAAGUUAUCAUUUAUAUUUUCAAGUUUCAUUGAAAUCAUGUAUAAACUCAGUGUAAAUAUUUUGUAUUUAAAACUUUUAUUGUCAGGGGAAGAUAAUUCUACAAAUAUUGUUAAUAGGGCAUUCACACUUGGAGACUUCAUCGUUAUUUCAAAGACAUUAUAAUUUCUGUUUAAAUUUGUAUAAUUUAGAAAUUCUGUCAUUUUUGGAAGGCUGAAUAUAAGUGCCAAACCAUAGGUGGUUUUACUUUUGUAGAGGUAUCACAUUUUUGUGACACAAAGAUGGUACUUUUUUUUUGGAGGAGUCCACUAUUAUACAAUUUUUACACUUGAUUUUUGUCAGGUUUUGGACAAGAUUUUGAUUAACGGAAUUUUCUUGCUUUGAACGAAAGCACAAAAUUAUAUUAUGACAAUCAAGGCCUUCAAUGUAGAAUUAUCUUUCCCUUCUCACUUCCUUUUCCUGGCCAGAUCAAAAUGGCUGCCAUCUCCUGACUUGCUAUCUUGUAUAUAAUGUAUUUUCUUCGUCUCAAUCCAAAUCUUUGGAAUAUAUUUUGUACGUAAAUACUUUGAGGUGUUAAAACCAAAUAUUGUUAUAAAAUUUAUUUCCCUUUA
Molecule: messenger RNA, 3620 nt
Organism: Lottia gigantea (owl limpet)
Lineage: Eukaryota; Metazoa; Mollusca; Gastropoda; Lottiidae
Exons: 12
Coding region: 103-1779 (558 amino acids)
Biological process (GO): regulation of cytokinesis; protein phosphorylation; mitotic cell cycle
Cellular component (GO): nucleus; centrosome; cytoplasm
Molecular function (GO): ATP binding; protein serine/threonine kinase activity; protein binding
Source: RefSeq, a predicted model, not a curated record